AUGAAGGAUGAGGCUAUGCUGAGAGCCAUGCGACCAUCUUCCCUGCCCCAGGGUUCGGCACCAUCGAUGAGCGAGGCAGCCACCGAGGACCCGAUUGGAAUGGACCUCAAAGACGUGAUGAAAGCCGUCAUGGCACAGAAUUCGAUGCUCAAAAGGGAGCUGGCCGACCUGAAGAAGAAGGUUGAGGACUCCAACAAGGAGAAGGACCGGGGUUUCAAGGAGGUCCGCCACCUGCUACUCCGGAGGAGGAGAAGAGAACGGGAACAGCUGCCCUUGGAGCAAUUCCAGAGUUUCCUGGAAGGGGAUAUGGGGGACUACAUGAACCUGUCCAUCGACCUUCGGGAGAUUUUCAUCAAGCUGGACGGGGACCCCCUCCAGUACCUGAGUCGUGGCUUGGAGCUCUUCAGGCAGGCGGCCAUGGAGGGCGAGACCAUGAGAAGGAAGAGUUUGAGACUCCACACCAUGGAACCCCAGGAGGGCUUGGACCUGGUCGUGGAGGACUACCGGAUUGCGCGGUGA
Messenger RNA from Durusdinium trenchii, 519 nucleotides. Lineage: Eukaryota; Dinophyceae; Suessiales; Symbiodiniaceae. The record is from the annotation of a GenBank genome assembly.